CUUCACGUACAGGUACAGUCGGGCUCGGGCCAAAGUGGGGAAGAGUGCGCGUGAGGUCGUGUGCUUAAUGCACGACGGUUUUUACAUCUGUCGAACGAAUUUUUAACAAACGAAUCUCUUAGCAUAGUAAACAUUUUGUACAUCUUUCGCAAAGAUGAUUACCGACGGUUAUAAUAACGUCGAUCAAUCCUAUGAUGGCUACAUGGAACAAGAAGAAGAAUGGGAAAGAGAAGGUCUUCUCGAUCCAGCUUGGGAAAAACAACAGAAAAAGACGUUCACGGCAUGGUGCAACAGUCAUUUGAGAAAAGCCGGUACAGGUAUAGAUAACAUCGAAGAAGAUUUCAGAAAUGGUUUGAAACUUAUGCUGCUGUUGGAAGUAAUAUCCGGGGAAACAUUACCGAAGCCCGACCGUGGCAAGAUGAGAUUCCACAAAAUCGCCAACGUCAACAAGGCAUUAGACUUCAUAGCCAGCAAAGGAGUCAAAUUGGUAUCAAUCGGUGCAGAAGAAAUUGUGGAUGGCAAUUUGAAGAUGACCCUCGGUAUGAUAUGGACGAUUAUCCUUCGUUUCGCCAUUCAGGACAUCUCCGUUGAAGAGAUGACAGCUAAAGAAGGUCUCCUGUUAUGGUGUCAACGUAAGACUGCUCCCUACAAGAACGUAAACGUACAAAACUUCCAUUUGUCAUUCAAGGACGGUUUGGCAUUCUGCGCCCUUAUACAUCGUCACAGACCCGAUCUCAUCGAUUACAAUAAACUGUCCAAAGAUAAUCCUUUAGAAAACCUCAAUACUGCCUUUGAUGUUGCCGAGAAGUAUCUCGACAUUCCAAGGAUGUUGGAUCCUGAUGAUUUGAUCAACACUCCUAAACCCGACGAGCGUGCUAUCAUGACAUACGUGUCAUGUUAUUACCACGCUUUCCAAGGGGCUCAACAGGCCGAAACUGCCGCCAACAGAAUCUGCAAAGUAUUGAAAGUAAACCAAGAGAAUGAACGUUUAAUGGAGGAAUACGAACGUUUGGCAAGUGAUCUUCUAGAAUGGAUCCGUAGAACAAUGCCAUGGUUGAAUUCACGCCAAACCGACAAUUCCCUUGCUGGAGUCCAAAAGAAAUUGGAAGAGUACCGCACUUACCGUCGCAAACACAAACCUCCACGCGUAGAACAAAAAGCCAAACUAGAAACGAAUUUCAACACUCUUCAAACAAAAUUAAGGCUGUCAAACAGACCAGCAUAUAUGCCAACUGAAGGUAAAAUGGUAUCGGAUAUCGCUAAUGCCUGGAAAGGUUUAGAACACGCAGAAAAAUCUUUCGAGGAAUGGUUGUUAUCCGAGAUGAUGCGUCUGGAACGUUUGGAACAUUUGGCUCAGAAAUUCAAACAUAAGGCAGACGCGCACGAAGACUGGACCAGAGGCAAAGAGGAGAUGCUCCAAAGUCAGGACUUCAGACAAUGCCGUUUGAACGAAUUGAAAGCUCUGAAGAAGAAACACGAAGCUUUCGAAUCUGAUUUAGCUGCGCACCAAGAUCGCGUCGAACAGAUCGCUGCUAUAGCGCAGGAACUGAAUACUUUGGAGUACCACGACAGCGUUAGUGUAAAUGCAAGAUGUCAACGUAUUUGCGAUCAAUGGGACCGACUCGGCGCCUUAACUCAACGUCGUCGUCAAGCAUUAGACGAAGCCGAAAGAAUUUUGGAGAAAAUCGAUAUUCUUCAUUUGGAAUUUGCCAAACGCGCAGCUCCAUUCAAUAAUUGGUUGGACGGUACUAGAGAAGAUCUAGUAGACAUAUUCAUUGUACACACUGUCGAAGAAAUUCAAGGUCUGAUCGACGCCCAUCACCACUUCAAGGCAACUUUAGGAGAGGCCGAUAAAGAGUACCAAAGCAUCGUAGGACUUGUUAGAGAAGUAGAAUCUAUCGUUAAGCAACAUCAAGUACCUGGAGGGUUGGAAAAUCCUUAUACAACAUUGACAGCUCACGAUUUAACUAGAAAAUGGGGAGAAGUUAGGCAAUUGGUACCUCAGAGAGAUGCCACUUUACAAGCCGAACUGAGAAAACAACAGAAUAACGAAAUGCUGAGACGUCAAUUCGCCGAAAAAGCGAACGCCGUAGGACCAUGGAUCGAACGUCAAUUGGACGCCGUCACGGCCAUCGGUAUGGGAUUACAUGGUACAUUAGAAGAUCAACUGCAUAGACUCAAAGAAUACGAACAAGGCGUUUACGCUUACAAACCCCAUAUCGAGGAAUUGGAAAAGAUCCAUCAAGCCGUACAAGAAAGCAUGAUCUUCGAAAAUAGAUAUACUCAAUACACUAUGGAAACUCUCCGCGUUGGAUGGGAACAACUCUUAACCUCAAUUAACCGUAACAUAAACGAAGUUGAAAAUCAAAUUCUCACUCGUGACUCGAAGGGUAUUACCCAAGAACAGCUAAACGAAUUCAGAUCGUCAUUCAAUCAUUUUGACAAGAACAGAACUGGUCGUUUGACACCAGAAGAAUUCAAAUCGUGUCUAGUCUCCUUGGGUUAUUCCAUAGGAAAAGAUAGACAAGGAGACAUUGAUUUCCAGCGAAUUUUAGCCGUGGUUGAUCCUAACAACACCGGUUAUGUACACUUUGACGCAUUCUUAGAUUUCAUGACCAGGGAGAGUACAGAUACGGACACAGCUGAACAAGUGAUCGAUAGUUUCCGUAUUUUAGCUGGAGAUAAGCCUUACAUUUUGCCGGAUGAAUUAAGGAGAGAAUUACCACCAGACCAAGCUGAGUACUGUAUUCAACGUAUGCCACCAUACAAGGGACCUAAUGCCGUACCUGGAUCAUUAGAUUACAUGUCCUUCUCAACGGCCCUUUAUGGAGAAUCAGAUCUUUAAACUUUUGUAAUUGAAAAUAUAUAUAUAUCCCAUCGUACUCGCGGUGAUAUUAUCGGAGCCAUAAUAGGGUUGACGUAUUCGAAAUCCCUUUAAUUUAAAAAGAAAAAAUUUCAUAUAUUUAUUUUUCUUAAAAAAAAAUAUGGAUUUGUACGCUGAAAAUUACACAUAUCAGUCUUGCUGCUUUCCGUAACGCUUAUUUUCGCUCAACUGAAUGUAGCAUUUACACAAUUCAGUAACGUUACGGCGAUGUCAAUUUUUUCAGUGCCCGGCUAAACGACUCUUGAUUUGAUCAAGUUGAAAUCGAUCCAUCGAAUUGUUUUGGCUUUUUUGUACUUUUUAUUUUCUUUGAAAACCAUAAAAACGAAGCUAGUUCUAUCCUUGGUUAUUUAAUUUUAUUAUGUACUUUUUGCAAGUGCCCAAAUAUUUAUUUAUUUACUAUUAAGCUUGAAGUGUACAGAUUUUAUUUUAUAGAUAAAUGCUCUUUAUUAUAGUAGGUUUUAAGCUCAAUAAAUUAUCACUUUUAGUUCAAAUUUGAUACGUAAUGAAGAGCUUUUAUUUGUUAUAUAUUAUAUUUUUUUUUGGUUGGAGUUUAUGUAGUGUAAAAAUAAAGUAUUUUGCCCAAAGUAUACUAACUUUAUAUAAGUAUCAGAUGAAAAAUAAAAUAUAUUUGAUUCGAUAUU
Messenger RNA from Diorhabda sublineata, 3525 nucleotides. RefSeq names its product alpha-actinin, sarcomeric. The coding region runs from base 155 to 2845 and encodes 896 amino acids. Lineage: Eukaryota; Metazoa; Arthropoda; Insecta; Coleoptera; Chrysomelidae. The transcript has 15 exons. Gene Ontology annotation, biological process: actin cytoskeleton organization; muscle cell development. Gene Ontology annotation, cellular component: cell projection; cortical actin cytoskeleton; plasma membrane. Gene Ontology annotation, molecular function: actin filament binding; calcium ion binding. The record is from RefSeq and is a predicted model, not a curated record.